AUGAGAGGGGGACCGCGGCCGCUGUUCGACGACAUGCGACGAGGCAGACGCCCCGUGCGGGGGAAGCUCGGCGCAUCGCUCGUCGGCGCCGCGCUCUGCCUCCUCUUCGGCUGGAUCUACCUCUCCGGUAACGGGAGCGCGCGCGACGAAGGUCCGACGACGACGACGACGGGCACUCGACUCGAUGGCGCCGUCCCGACGCGCGUCCCCACCGUCGCCGUCGCCGAUCCGACCCCUGGCUCCUUCGCCGGCGCCGCCCGCGACGGGGCUGGGGCCCGACCCACGCGCGAACUGGACCUCUCCCGUCCGCACCAUCGCGAGGCUGCCGCGCGCGAGGCGGCAAGCGACGCAAUCGCGAAACACGCAGGCGACGAUCGGCACGCGUUGUUCGAGAAGGGCGGCACGUUCACGCCGGGCGGUGACGCGCUCAAGGCGAAAGUCGCCGAGGCCAAGGCUCGGGGUGCGCCCGCUGUGAACCUGCGCCGGGGGCCCGCGAACGACAUCGACCCGGCGGCCUACCCCGACGCUCGAGCACUCGCGACGCUCAUGCACGAUCUGGCGUUGCCGAGGGGCGAACUCGUCGCCGUCACCUUCGCGGAUAGCAAAUUCGCGGCGCUCACGGUGAACUGGGCGACGCACCUGCGCGACGCCGCGGUGCCCCACGUCGUGGGUGCCCUGGACAAGAACAUGCUCCAGCUUUUAACUCGGCUGGGGGCACCCACGGCGGUGUACGACCUACCUUACGCCGACCUGGACGGGUCGAGUGCCCACGCGUCCAAAUCGUGGAAGGCUUUCGCGCGACUGCGCAUAUCGCAGGUUAGCGCGCUGCUCCGAAUGGGGUUCGACGUCUUGAUGAGCGACGUGGACGUGGUCUGGACCAAGGACCCUCGGCCGUUCUUGCAGUGCGGCUACGACCAUCCGUGGGCGGGAAAAGACGCGGGAAAAGACGCGGGGAUAGGAUUAGGCGCGGCUGGAGAAACGGGGGCCCACGCGUUGGAGAAAUGGGAGAGGGACGCGGUGGAGAUGGAGGGCGGCGAGUCCCCCGACGAGCAGGCCAUGUUCCUGAGGAAGCACGGCCGGGGCGUGGACGACUGCAUGGGCGUGAGCGCCGCGGACGUCAUGGUAUCCAGCGAUAACCUUUCGCCGCUGUCGGACAGAAACGAAGGCGCCGCGUACGCCAGGGGCGGGAUAUUCAACACCGGCGUCGUGUUCCUCAAGCACACUAAAAACGCCAAGGCUUUCGCGGAGGCUUGGAACGAUAACCUGAACCAGGACCAAGGCAGAUUCGCGCCCCUGACGUCCGAUCAGCAGGUGUUCAACGCGAUGGUCCGUCGCGAGGGUCACUGGCCGGGUCUCGAUUUAAAGGCGCUUCCCGACGGGUUUCCCGUCACGAGGGUGCUCGUCGGAAACGGUCUACCGAACGGCGAGGCGUUCAACUUGGGGGUUUUGCCGGUGGCGCUGUUCCAGCCCGGCCACGUGGCAUUUCUGCAGAGGGUAAAAGAGGUUUUGCCCAACUUUAACGGCCCGUACGGCGUCCACGCCACGUACACGUUCGACGGCUCCACGUCGUCGGCGAAGAGGCUUCGUUUCGCCGAGGCGGGUUUGUGGGAUCCCGCGGCGGACGACGCGCAAGUGGGCCUGGGGGGCGUCGAGGCGGACGACGCGACGUUUCACGCGGGGGGCGUGCCGCGAGUCUUGACCUGGGACCCCGCCGUGGCGACGAGAGGCAUAGACGAGUCGGUUCCAAGCAUAGGGUCGCACCUGGAAGCCGGAGGGAGGCAGCUCGAGCUCCUGCGCGACGCGAUUGCGAUGGCGCAGCUCACCAACCGCACGCUCGCGGUUCCUCGGUUCACGUGUUUCUGCGACAAGGUGUGGGGCGGGCACGACAACAUCUUCAACUUCAACUGCCACUACCCGGGCAGCAAGGACAGCGGCCACAUCCCGGGCCCGUGCCCGAUGGACCAUUUCGUGUCUCCCGCCAAGCUGCGCGAGAGCGGAGUGGCCUUCGUCGCCCUCGAGGAGCUGAGGAGGGCGCCGUACGAAUUCGCCGGCGAUGACUUUGGCGCGGUGCGCGUGGAGUUUAAGAAGGACGCGGGCGGCGGCGGGGGCGGGUCGGUCGCAAACGACGCGUCCGGCGCGACGCUUCCCGUCGGCGCAGAUUCCGCCGUGGUCGUCGACGCCCUCGGUAAACUGCGCGACGUUCCUCUGCUGAAACUCACCGGCGAGAUGCCGCGGUUCGCGGGAUUCACCACGCAACGCGCGGCGAGGGAGUUCAACGCUCGCGUCACGAACGUCGCGAUGAAGUCGGCGCCGGAGUGGUGCAGCGAGUGCCACCCGCAGGGAUGCCGCGAGCUCAUCCCGGCGGAUGUCGUGACGAGCGGCAGGCUGAAGCCGGUGCGCAACGUGCACGAUCAGUUUUGCGCCGAUUUUAAGCAGCCGGAGCCGCUUCGAACGGUGGGUAAGGAGUCGUUCCUGGCGAUGGCGGGAGCCUUGGUGGACUCCGCCACGAUGACCGAGGACGACGGUCUUUGA
Molecule: messenger RNA, 2532 nt
Organism: Micromonas commoda
Lineage: Eukaryota; Viridiplantae; Chlorophyta; Mamiellophyceae; Mamiellales; Mamiellaceae
Product: glycosyltransferase family 77 protein
Exons: 1
Coding region: 1-2532 (843 amino acids)
Biological process (GO): cell wall pectin biosynthetic process
Cellular component (GO): Golgi apparatus
Molecular function (GO): arabinosyltransferase activity
Source: RefSeq, a predicted model, not a curated record